This is a messenger RNA of Amoebophrya sp. A120, 4030 nucleotides long. The record is from the annotation of a GenBank genome assembly. Lineage: Eukaryota; Dinophyceae; Syndiniales; Amoebophryaceae.
CACCGAUCUGAUCGAGGAAAAGCAGUCCGACCAGACUUCGAAACUGCGUAUGGGAUGGAGAUGUUUUUUGUCGUAGGUUUUGUGUAGCAUCCUUUGCAUGAGAGCCCCGUUCUGUCAUGCGCGCGUUCCAGCACACUACUCUGCAACGGAUGUUAAAAGCCCUCAACCUGCUCGCAGAUUCUUCACUCCCAUACGGCAAAAAAUUGUGGAAGAGAUCAACCAGGCGAUUGAGCAUGUGAAACUGCAGAUGACCAACGAAUUCCAGGAUUGGGGCAGUAACGUCGAGGCGAAGUUCGCCGAGGAAAUCUCGAAGAACCAAAUAUGAAAUGCAAUUCUUCCUGGAUGUCUGGAAACUUGUGAUGCUGGUUGGCGAAGCAAGAGAACGCCAGAAGUGACGGCUCAGCAUGACAGGUUUUUGAGUCGCUAGGUGUUGCCUAUUCUGCAUCAGAAACUUGGUUUUUGCAUGUUGGCACAAAAGUGGCAGUUUUGGGUACCUUGCAUAACAGACUUGACAGUCCUGCUAGCACGGCAUGACAAACCUAGCAUUUUUCCAGACCCAGACAUAUUUGCAAUGCAUACCAAACGGACUUGAGCAAUUCCCUGAAUCAGAACGUGAAGAAACUGCAGAACUCCAUCCAGCAAGUGGAGAAGCACGACCUGCGAUAUCAAAGUGAAAAAAGCGUCCACCCCAUAUCGGAAACGGAAUUUGUGAUGCUGUAUUUGAGUACACAAAUCGACUUGUAUUGCUAGAAGGCCAAGAGACGAAGCUGCGCCCCAAAUUGCAGGCAAUCUGUCAUGCUUUUUUCCACUUCCAGUUGCCUCCUGUCAUCCUGGAGCUGCAAGGCUUCCCCACGCUAGGCAGCACUACAGUCCGCAUCUUUUGCCUUCCAGCAUCACAAAGCUGAUUUGUGACCACAAAUCUGCAUCACAGAUUUGCGUUUUGAUAUGGGGAGGGGGCAUGUUUCACUGUAAUAUGCGAAAUUUGGAAAAGGCGAGCAAGGAACAAGGUUUGAAACUCGAAGCGAUCGAUUCAAAAUUGGAACAACAAUUCCUGAACAAGGUGAAACAGAUGGAAAAGCGGCAAUCUUCCACGGAAAAAGCGGUCGAGAUCGCGGUUUCCCAGGAUAUCGCCCACUUGAACAGCAACUUACAAGAAAUGAACACUUAUCAAAUGCAAAUAUCGAUCUGGGUCUGGAAACUUGUAAUGCUGCGUUGAGAGUAGUGAAUGCUCUGUAAUGCACAGCCAAGCAUGAGAAAUAUCUGCGCUUCUUUGUGUUGCGUUUUUCGCAUGACAAGCUGCGUUUUAUUUGCAUGACAGGCAAGGGCGUCUCUUCUUGGACACGCAUCACAAACUUCGUGGUCAUGCCAGACAAGCAUGACAAAUCUCGCAGUCUUCCAGACCCAGACAUUUUCGCAUUUGAUAACACCAAGGUGCGAAAAUUUGUCGACGACCAACUGCGGCUCUUCAAGGAGCAGGAACUGUCUGACAAACUACAGUAUGCGUUACAAAAGCAUCGUACUAAAAAACUGCUAAUUGUAGUUUUGCAUCACAAAUCUAGUUGUUAACGUAAAUCCGCGUUACAAAUUCGUAUGCUGAGCUGCCAAGUUGUAUUGCAGUUUUCAUUAGGCUACGAUGCUGUUGCAAUGCAUAUCCAGUCUCUGGCCGCGAAGUGCGAAAAACUGGAAAUGAACGUCAUCCCGGAGGUGUUUGGAAAAUUUUCCGAGCAGAUUUUAUGACAGUGCACAACUCCCCCUCGUUCUCAUUUCUCAUGCAAAAUCCCAAAGCCAGUUGUUCCCUUGUAACACUGUUAUGCAUGACAAAUUCCGGGAGCCCAAUCAGGACUACAUAAGGUAAGUACUUAGAUUCCGAUUUGUCAUGCAUAGGCUCCAUGUGCGCUGGUGUUUGUAUUGCUGUUCAUGCCAUACAAAUGAGGGGGAGGGGGAUUUGUGCACUUCUAGAGAUUUUUGAGAAAAUCGAAAAGACAAACACGGAACUGGAAACUAUCCUGUGUAAAAACGUCCCCACACCAGAGUUGUCAUGCAGAUUUGCCAUGACAGGAACAUUUGUGAUGCGCAACCCCAUGACAGACAUUUUCAAUCAUGUUUGGGAACUUGUAAUGCUGUAAACAGGACCAGCAGAUCGAUUUGUGAUGCGGCUUUCCUUGCUAACUUGCACUACCUUACGGACUGAAACUUGUCAUGCGUGACUCCCAAAGCCCCUAGGUUUGUGUUGCAAAAUCCCCAUCUUGACUCUGGUGUGGGGACGUUUUUAAUCAGGAUAGAAACCAAAUUUGAAGAUAGCAGCAAGAAACAGGGCACCAAGCAGGAGAAGGGGGAUAGCAAACUGUUGCAACUCACCGCGAAGCUGACGGAGGUGGAGACCCGGUUGGGCGCGCAGAUGGAGGGGCUGGAGAAGCAGUUCGUAUCCGCGAGCGUGAAUGGACAACUUCAUGGGAUGAACAGUAAUCCUGCUGCGAUGGUGCACAUGAUGAACACUUCUUCUAAUCCGGGCGGCGUUUUAAUGCAGCACUCGCAGCACCAGCAACUAAUGCCACAACCGACCAACAUGCAGCUACAGCAACCGAUCAACAACGCCGGCACGACCCCCACCCGGCAGAGGAAUCCGGGAUUUGUGGUGGAGUCGCCGGUAACGGGGACAGCUGGAAACAACCAGCAGCACGCGAUGUUUUUGCAGCAACCGAUGAUGGGUGCUUCUUCGUCCGCCCAGCAGGCCGUCGGGUAGUUAAGUAGUUACUCAUACCUAAGAAGCUGUUUACUGCUUCCUUUCUGGUCGUGUGAUGCGGGGCAUGAUGCGUAGCAAGUACAUCAACCCUCGUCUCAUGUUGUUCACUGCUCUCUUGCUCGCUGCGUGGACGAGGUAGGAGAAGUUACUGCUUGUCGGUCAAACCGAUUGCGCGAACUAAUUCAUCCCAGGUACUCGCAACCACAGUCACCGAGCGUGAUGCAGCACCAGCAAUUUCAACAGUUACAGCAGCAGUACCAGCCAGGUUUUGUCGCGAUGAAUCCCAACGCGCCGGUGUCCAUGUUCAAGAACGAUGCUGGUAUGAACAAUAACCCGACCCAGACCACCGCGGCGCCGACUAUAACCCGCUCAGGUGUUACAAUCUCAAACGUUACACUAGAAUCUGGAAUCUGUCUUGCAUAAUGAGCAUGACAGACUCGCAAAGUGUUCGACUUUGUGCAAUACAAAUGUCGCCAGAGUUGUGUAGCGCGGUUUGGGACCACGCCGGAACGUGUCAUGCGCAGUCCUAUGGGAGUAGGCUAGAUCAUGCACUUCUUGCAUCACAGAUGGCCAUAUUCUACUGCAACGUUUGAGAUAGUAACAUCUGAGCAAGGCAUACCAACAAGUUUGAGCUUCUUGCUCUCCUCUGAGCAGCGGAGCUCGACCAACAGCAGCCGCAACGAGAACGGGGUGGAUUAAGAAGUACUUACACUCGACGGCGGGGCUUCUGUUGUUAAAAACUUGUCAUGCAGACUCGGCACCACGUCGAGGUCCAGCCGACCACCCGACGGGGGUUAGUACUGCUUUUUACGUAAAGAAGAAAAGAAGAUCUACACAGCAGAAGUUUAUUUGCAUGGAACACUGACAGUAACUAUCUGUAACUGUAUUGUGAGAAAAAUUAUGAGUACAACAUUGUCAGCAUCGAAAUGCAAUGGAGCCACGGCGCUCCUCCGACAUGGUUAAAGUAGAAGUUGAAAAGAACUACAGCUUGUUGAGUAAAAGUGAACGAUGUGUACAUAAACGACUGAAAGUUUUGUUUUUGAGAUUUCCAUACGAAGUGUUAGUUACAUACCCAAUGUUCGCGCUUUUGAUGAGUUUGAUUGGCAGCUGCAUAAUUCUCGUUGAAAAAUGCCAAAAGUUUCAGUAUCACCUUGAAGAGUAGUACUACAUAGGAAAGUUUAUAAAAGAAAAAUCUUGGGCAGAAACAAUUCGACUUGGACACUCAACCAUGAACAAAGAUAAAGGAUCGAAAUCAGCACAGCUUUUGUUGCUUUUGAAGCCUUGGCA